Messenger RNA from Fonsecaea multimorphosa CBS 102226, 1770 nucleotides. RefSeq lists its product as uncharacterized. The record is from RefSeq and is a predicted model, not a curated record. Gene Ontology annotation, molecular function: transcription cis-regulatory region binding; DNA-binding transcription factor activity, RNA polymerase II-specific; zinc ion binding. The transcript has 6 exons. Lineage: Eukaryota; Fungi; Ascomycota; Eurotiomycetes; Chaetothyriales; Herpotrichiellaceae. Gene Ontology annotation, cellular component: nucleus. Gene Ontology annotation, biological process: regulation of DNA-templated transcription; DNA-templated transcription. Bases 1 to 1770 code for a protein of 589 amino acids.
AUGCGGAUGGCCGUUCAGUUCCCUGCUCUCGGUGUGAGAGAUUGUCCCAGGAGUGCCAAGUGGACGUCAAGUUCAAGAGGCAUGCAAAGAGAGCAUUCUAGUCGAUAUGAUGACCUCCUGCAGCAAGUGCAGCGACUGCAGUCGGCGAUUCUGGAAUCCAACCGGAGCCCUCCUAUCUCGUCCAAUGCUGCCGAGGGUGAAGUGGGAGUUGCUGGGUUGAACUGGCUCAGCUCGAAUGGUUUGGACAACGAAGCCCUGCAGAUACAACAAACGGUCCGAUCGCCGUCGACAGGCCAGUUCCUCAAAAGUGCCGACCGUGUCCCCUUCAUAGAGACUACGGAUACGCUCGGCAUCCAGGAUCCAACCAUGCCGAGCAGUUUUCUUUCAGAGAACUAUUCUCUUUCGAAGCUGCCGUCGUGUGAACCACCCUCCGCGGAGAUACGCAGCGAUACCUUGACUCGUACAAUUGACACCGUUAUGCUCACAGCAGAGUCGAUUGACGAGCUGUUCCAAAUAUUUUUCUCAGAUUACCAUCCAUUAAUGCCUUUCCUGGAUCCAAGUGCAACACCCAAUCAUUACUACUCUCGUUCACGCUUUCUCUUUUGGGCCAUCAUCAUUGUUGCCAGCCGUCGAUAUGACAAAGAACCUUCACUUCUCGGGAGCCUUUCUCGGCCGGUGCUGGCUCUGGCGUGGAGAUCGAUCGAGGCGCUACCUCACACACCUUUCGUGGUUCAAGCGAUUAUUCUAGUCUGUACAUGGCCAUUCCCCACGACAUCUAUGUGGACCGAUGCAUCUUUCAUGCUCAUUACGGCGGCCAAAAGUGCCGCGAUGCAGAUGGGAAUUCACCGGCCGGAGUGUAUUCAGGAUUUCUCACGGGAUGAAAGAUCACUGAGUCCUGAAGGCAUCCAGGACUCGGUCAAGCUAUGGGCGAGUUGUUACAUUGCAAGCCAACGCAUCACAUCCGCUUUUGGCCAGGAAUCAAUCUUCAAGCCAGAUCGAGUCAUCAAUCGCGCCAGCCAGGUGGAUAACAUCUAUGCGCUGCCUCCAGUCCUUCACGACACCCUGAGAAUGGCGCAUUUCUCGGUGCGGAUCAGCGCUCUCAUGUCAGAGAACACCAACACUCCGUUUGGGUGUCCUGCCGAGAAUGAUUAUGACCGAGUCAUACAACAGCUUGAAUCGGGAUUAGAUGAUCUCGAUCGUCAACUACCGCCCAACGCUACAGAUUAUAACCGUGUGCAGCGGCUCUCUACUCGGCUCCAGCUCCGUGUCUUCCACUUCUUCGAAAUGGGGGACGAAGAUCGCCGCAAGACUGGUUUGUUAAAGGCCUUCCAGUCGGCGUUGAGACUGGUCGAAUGCGUUGUCUCGGCCGAUUCCAAGUCGAAUUAUCCAAUUUGUGCUCCGACCCAUUUGUAUCGGUGGUUGAUUGUCGCGGGAAUUACGAUUCUGAAAAUUCUAAACUCCAGCUACUCCAGCCUGGUGGACUAUGAUGCUGGCAAGCGAAACUUCAAUGCUAUCAUCAAGCUCUUGCGCCGCUGCUCCUUGCAAGACAACGACAAUUUUGGAUUGCACACCCGGAUUUUGAGUCAGCUGUGGCACUUUCACCAAUCUUCGCCCGAAAUCAAGGCCGCUCCACCAACGCUUCGUAUCAAGACAAGGCUCGGUGCGAGUGUCCUGCAUGAUGCUCUGUGGAUCUGGAGGAAACAGUACAAAAUGGAUGGAAGUUCUCCCAAUCCAGACCUUGCCAACAGUUCAGGGGAGGGGUCCGCUUGA